This is a messenger RNA of Ixodes scapularis (black-legged tick), 1221 nucleotides long. RefSeq names its product clotting factor G beta subunit-like. Bases 1 to 1221 code for a protein of 406 amino acids. The transcript has 6 exons. Gene Ontology annotation, molecular function: serine-type endopeptidase activity. NCBI's taxonomy places the organism in Eukaryota, Metazoa, Arthropoda, Arachnida, Ixodida, Ixodidae. Gene Ontology annotation, biological process: proteolysis. The record is from RefSeq and is a predicted model, not a curated record.
AUGAAUUCACUCUUUCUCAUAUUCGUAUACACCCUUGCCUUGCUAUACGAGUCUGCAAGUCUAGCACGCACAGACGAAAAUGAUACGCAGUAUAAGUGCGGAAAGCGCCAAAAAGUACAACAUAUUUCUGCAAGAAUCAUCAAUGGUACCGAGGCUCUCCCGGAACACUGGCCCUGGAUGGUCGCAAUCUAUAAUUCAAACGACACCUUUGUAUGCGGAGGGGUCUUAAUUGGCGAGGAACAUAUAGUAACGGCAGCACAUUGUUUUCGAAACCAAGAGGCUCAUGAGUUUUCAGUUCGUCUUGGAACCACACUCAGAACCAAUGUUUCUCAAUGUAACACUGCACAAGAUUCUAAUAUACAAGAAAAGAAAACCAGAAAUGCGGAAGUAUCUCCAAAAUUAGAUGAAGAAUACAAUGAGGAUUCUGAAAUCCAGGUGAUCUGUAUUGAAGUUGAAAGCUUCUGCACCCCUAUUCAAGACAACUGUCACCUCUUCAUGAAAGACAUUGCUGUUGUAAAAUUAAAAACGAAGGUCAACUAUACUGACUAUAUUCAGCCAAUCUGCCUUCCGGAAAACUGUGUCGAUCCCCCUGCAAGCAGUGCAUCCUAUGUUGCAGGCUGGGGACAAAUAUAUGAGUAUCACAGUCUAGAUGAAUAUGAAGAUUAUUUUGAAGUCGAAGACGAAAUAGGCGACCCUGAGAUUCAGAAACCCGUAAACAAAACAUCAAGUGAAGUAACUAGCGUGGAAUCGCAAACGGAACCAGGAGGAAUCAUAUCAUUUCGAAUCCCAAACACACUGAUGGAACGGAAACAUGAUUUGAUUGAUAAGGAUCAAUGCACUUCCGAAAUGAAAAGCGAAGUUCCUGACUACAUCAUUUGCACAAAUGGAGGAUCAUGUCGUGGAGACAGCGGAGGACCCUUGAUGUACGAAGAUAACGGUCGGUGGACUCUUAUUGGUGUGGUUUCUGACGGGCCAGAUGACUGCUUUCACCCAGAGAGACCUACACUCUUUGUGAAGGUCUCGCACUUUGUGGACUCGCUUAUUUCGAAAUUUAUAGAACAUGGAAGUCACAGUGACAAAAAUUCCACGUGUGCUACGGAGGAUGCCCGUAAAGAGUGUGUAACGAGGUUCUUACAGUUUUACAACACGUCUGUAGAACCACAAUACAUCCCGAAGGGAUCUACCUUCUAUCAGCUCUACAACAUGUCUGUAAAACCAUGA